AUGAAGAAACACCAUCCCCACUCGGUGCAGGGCACUUUUAGCCGCCUCUUCGGCAAGAGACACUCCAACCCCACCGCCACAUCCCUCUUCGCCACCAACCCGCCCUGGAUCUUCACGCAGGAGGUGACUUCGGACAGCGCGGGUGGCACCGGUGAUGUGAUUGAGGUGUAUUAUGGUGACAAUCGUUUUGGGACAGUGACAGACUCUGGCACAGCAACACUUAAACCUCGGCCGAGGGUCCGACCGCUGCUGACUUUCCUACCCCUGAAUGCCCAAGAGUCCCAUGGGGUGGCUGUGCCAACACCAUCAGUGCCAGAAGACUUUGAGGAAAAGGCAGCUCUUGGUUCUGGCUCCAAGAUCAAUGGCAACUACCGAAUGUACAGCUCGGUGGGAGACCUGCGCCCGCAGGCUCUCGAGAGGGAUGGUGUGGAUGAAGACAUCCCUCCACCACCAUCAAUACCCCCUCCACCUCCUCCAACAGCACCAGCACCCGUGCCACCACCUCCAGCCUCACCGGUCCCACCACCACCUGAGAUGCUGCCGCCGCCGCCACCACCACCACUUGAGCUGGUGCCACCACCUCCCACCAUGGCAGCUCCACCACCUCCAGCCUCUGCCCUGUCCUCCCCCAGCACACCAGCUCCUCCAGACUUCAUCCCACCAGCCCCACCAGGUGCCUCAAUGCUCAGCCCAGACCCAGCACCUUUCCCCACCGGCAUCUCCAAGUGGAAGUCCGAGACGGUGCUGAACACGAGGCAGGCGGACGCGGAGGGACCGCUCUGCCCUGCCCAGGUUGGGGUGCCUGCUGCCCCCAUCCCCAAGGAGAAUCUGCAGCCCAAGCACUGCCCUGAGCCUCACCUCACCUUCCCCAGGUCUUUCAAGGUGCCCCCACCGACCCCAACCCGUUCCUCCUCCAUCCCUGUGCAGGAGAACCAGCCUGUCCGGCAGGAGCCCCUGCCCAGGCAGCCUCACUCUCGGCCUCCCCUCCCACCUUGCUUCACCAUACGACCUGCGGCCAAGGCUCGUGUGGGAGGAGAAGCUGAGCAAAGGAAUUCUGCACUGAGACAGGUCACCACAAAGCCAGCUGUGCUGACACCCCCUCCACUGAGCCCCAAGCCAGGUCCAGGGCUCAAUCCUGCAGGUCGCCAGUCCCCACUGCCACAAUCUGAGGUGGAGAAGGUUCCCCAGCCGAAAACAGCCGAGAGGGACUCCCCUCCAAAAUCUGAACCUCUCACUGCAAAUGACCUGGAUCUCCCCCCUCCAGACUACCCGACCUGUGAGGAUGACUGGAAUGAUGACUGGAAGGAUGCCAACAACCUGAACCAGCUGCGGAAUGAGCUCUCGGCUCUGCUGCGCUCCCCACGCCGGGAGGAGAGGCCGAUGGAGAAACCACCUGCACCCCAACCCAUGGAUGGUGGUACCAACCGUGCCAGCAGCCAUGAGCCUGUUCUCAGUGAGCCCCAACCUGCCAGACCUGCUGGGAAGGACACAGGGUUAUCCAAAGGAGGGGAGAGUGAGAAGAAAGAGGUGCCCAGCAGCACCCCCAGCACCAAUGGGAGCUCUCCCAGCACAGCAGUCACUGCCCCAGAGAGCAUCCCCACGGCGCCGACCCGCAGCGUGAUGACAAUCAGGAACGAGCUGGAGGCUGUGCUGUCCAUGAAGAAAGAAGGGAAACCUGCCCCAGGGCUCAGCACCCAGAAGCAGGGAACUGAGAAUGGCACCAGCACCCCACAUGUGAGGAAGAGCCCCCCAGACCUAAGGAAGAGCAUCCCAGACACGGGUGACUUAGUGCUGCCAAAACCGGUCCCCAACUCUCUCCCAGCACCGGUGGCUGCUGUGGGGAAGGAUGAGACAGAUGACAAGGACAAGGACCAUCCCACUCCUGCUGCUAGCAAAGCCACAGAGGACUUGACCCCUACUCCUGGAUCCCUCAACAGCAGCAUCAGCACCCCAGACCCACCUCAGGGGCCAGCAGAGGAACCCCCUGCUCCUACCCCUCCCUCACCCCACGUUUCCCCCACACAGAGCCCAACACCACAGCCCAGCACAACCAUCUUCCAGUACAAAGUGCACCGGGCCGAGGCCAGCUCGACCGAGCCACCUCGUGCCCCAGAGCCAGCUGAACCACCCUGUGCCACGAGCUCAGCCAGGAGCCCCCCGGGCACCUCGGGAGAGGGCCAAGAGGAGGUGCUGAUCCACCCCGUGACGGGGGAGCGGGUGGAGCGUGGCUCCCCCAUGGCUCUGCUGCUGGCAGCUCGGCAGAGAGCCCAGCGGG
Acanthisitta chloris (rifleman) is the source of this 2275-nucleotide messenger RNA. Its product is annotated as chromosome unknown open reading frame, human C6orf132. The transcript has 5 exons. The annotation marks the transcript as partial. Lineage: Eukaryota; Metazoa; Chordata; Aves; Passeriformes; Acanthisittidae. The record is from RefSeq and is a predicted model, not a curated record.